AUGCUUCCCAAAAGGCAACAGCCCGAUGCCGAAACAAUAAGGAAGUCACAGCCACUAUCGGUUUUUAGGUCAUGGUCAUGGUUUCCGAAUUAUUCAAAAGAACCCAAGAAGGAGGUACAACAAAUAACGACCGAUCCCGAUCCCGUUCGAUGGAUAAAAGGUGUUGUGAUCUGUUCAUGGAUCAUUGGGGGUGUCCUCGCCUUAAACAUCAUCCUCACCGUCAUUGCUGCUGGUCUGGCAUAUUCGGGUAAUAGUGGGCAGAUCUUCUCAUUUGCUUCACUCUAUAUGGGAAAGUGCUCUACUUCCAAGAAUUGGACCACCGGCUUGCACCUCCUGAUCAACAUCCUCAGCACCGCCCUUCUGGGAGCGAGCAACUACUGCAUGCAGUGCCUUGCAGCCCCUUCACGGGAACAGGUGGAUAAAGCUCAUAGUCAAAAGACAUGGGUCCGAAUCGGCGUCCCGAAUAUCAUAGACCUUGUUCGCUACCAAACAGGCAAGCGACGUCUUCUGGGAUCGGUGCUGCUGAUCACCUCAUUGCCUAUUCAUUUGAUUUAUAAUUCUGCCGUCUACUUCUCCAUUGGGCCAACGGAAUAUUCAGUCGUUGCAGCACAGGAUAAGCUUAUCCAGGAACAUGGCAACUCCACGGAAUUUGAGCAAUGCUUCACAGAAAAUGUCGGAAUGGAGUUGCCAUCUUUCAAUACUGCAAUCCGUGAUGGGAGUUUUAACACUCUCUCCAAGCAAGAAUGUGUUGAUACCUUUGCUCAAGACUAUGCAUCCGGGUAUGGAACGAUUGUUCUGGUGACCAAAGACUCGAUGCCUCAAAAUGAGUCCGUGGCCUGGAUAGGAACUGGAAACAAUCAAAACUUUGAGGGUGGUAAUUCUCAAUUCAGCUGGCUGUGUGACGAACAGUACCCCUGCACCAAGAUUAUAGCCGAAGAAAACACCCAUAACUGGACUGUUCACGCAUUAACGUGGUCGCGUCCCACUAUACGUCUAUCGGUGCCUAUCCCAGGCGGAAUUUAUGAGAGUGGAGGAUGGUUAGAUGUCGGGCAUUACGGUAUUCCCGAAACCGAUGACUACAACCAUCUUGAUGAUAUUCUCGAACAACACCCUUCCUUGGAGGAGCUGCAAGCUGAGCUAGAUGAUCCUUCCGGCUGGGUUAACGGUUCAUUCCCGGGUAGUGUGACAGUACGCAAAGGUGAACCUGAGUGCACGUACCCGAGAGUCUACGGUAAACAGACUCCGCGAUCAUAUUCAAUCGAUCACUGCAUGACUCUGCCAGUUAAGGAAACUUGUCAAUUAUUCUUCAGCCCACCGAUCUGUCUGGUUGUAAUCGUCUGCAAUAUAGUCAAGCUCAUAUGUGCGCUGUUAGCGGCACGCGAGAACAGAAAGGAUAUUUUCCUCACUACCGGAGACGCGAUUGCGUCUUUCCUCGCCAAACCGGACCCAGUCACCGAGGGAGUCUGCCUGCUGUCCGGGUCUUUAAUCAAGAAAAGAUCACAAGGAUGGCAGAAAUACAAGGGCCGUGAACGCAAAUAUUUAGAUCUUCUUGAAACCAAACAAGAGACUCCGCUUCGUUUACCUCCAAGGAAACGAUGGCUUCAAGCUGCGAGUAUCUCACGCUGGGUUUAUACGAUUCUCCUAUUCGUGUGCAUGCUAAUCCCAUCCGUCAUCGUUCUUCGCCUGGGAAUUCUCAAUUACAACAAAGCCUCAAAAUCAAGAAACCUAUGGGACUCUGGCCUGGGAGAUGCAAGCACAGGGACUACCCUGGCGGGUCUUAGCAUUCCCGGGAGCGCAAGUGGGAUAUUUUCCAUGAUUUUCCUAGCCAACGUACCUCAGAUACUCGUCUCACUAGCCUACUUCUUCUACAACGGCCUGCUUACCUGCAUGCUCGGCGCUGUCGAGUACGACAACUACGCCAUAGAGCAAAAGCCUCUCCGCGUAUCCUGGCCCCACGGUGCCCAGCGUUCAACCUACUACCUCAGCCUUCCAUACCGAUACAGUGUCCCGCUGCUAGUAGUCUCGACGGUUCUCCACUGGCUCGUAUCCCAAAGCUUUUUCUUUGUCCAGGUGAUCCCAUUUGAUCGGCACGGAGUGCCCCAAAGAAGCUCACCAGACGUCCUCGUUACAUGUGGCUAUUCACCUGUUGCCAUAAUCUUUGGGAUAAUCGUUGGUGGCUUGCUACCCAUCGCCGCUGUACUCCUGGGCUUGCGUCGUUUUAGAUCGCACAUGCCGCUGGCUGGUCAGUGUAGUGCGGCAAUAAGCGCUGCGUGUCAUCCCAUGACUACGGCGGUUGACCAUGCGCUGAAACCGGUGCAAUGGGGCGAAGUUCCAGAUAGUGUGUUGUCACAUGGCAUGUUUUCGAACACAAUAACGACGGAUGUUGAGAGUGACGCUCGAUCGAGUAUUGGGAGUGAUGAGCAGCGGCCGUCUUUGGCUACGGAGCUGGAUAGAAAUGAGUCCAGGGCAGUUGGUUUCUUGCAUUGCUCAUUUACUUCGGAGGAUGUUACGUCAGCACUGAAUGAAAACUCCAUAAUGGCCGAGCACAACACCGCCUCAUGCCCUUUUUGCCCUUUCACAGAUUCCGAUGCUAAUUUUGUGUUCCAACACAUCGAAUACUGCCACCCAGAAACCGGGGCAACUGGUUUCCUGCAGGACAACCCGCAGGAAUUUGCAGGUCAAAACUCGGCUCCACUGCCAGUGGACGAGGAUGGCGCAGAAAAAUAUGUCGACUGUCCACAUGGAUGUGGUGAGACAAUAGAGAGUGCCGAGCUCUCGAGUCAUCUAGAUCUGCAUGUUGCAGAGGACAUGGCGCUGGAUGAUACCGGGGCCACACCGGCACGAUCAACUCCAGACGUACAUGGUCAUGGCUAUGAUGAAUCCUUCGAUGAUGAAGACCCCCUCGAUAUGCUCAAUUCCCACAAAGGAGGAAAGCGUGGGAUGCAACGAGACUCCUCGCGAGCCAACACUGCCAAGCCACCACGGCCUCACAGUCCCCCAAGGACAACCAAUGCCGAUGGCACAAAGAGACUAGGGCGCUCGGAAUUGGGUCCUCAUGCCCAUGAGAAGAAAAUGCCAUCAUGGCUGAAGAAAAUGCUGGAAAAGGGCGGCAGCACAUCAAAGCAAACGCAAAUCACAUCAGAUGGCAAACUCACACGACGCGAGACAGUAGAAAACGAGACCGACAAUCUGGUUCCUAUUAUUUCCCGGCUGUGCGAACAGGACAAAUCCGUCCAGCGGGCAUUCUUCUGUAGCCCCAAAGUACGCCAUAUCUGUAAGAUGCGUCGGGAAGGCGGGUUUUGUGGCUAUCGCAAUAUCCAAAUGAUGGUCUCUUGGCUGAAAAAGACUCGUGGCUUUGGUCAUGAGCACUUCCCAAAUAAGGGGCCGACGAUCCUUGAGCUGCAGGAUAUGAUUGAGUCAGCCUGGGAUAUGGGGUUCAAUAGUUCUGGGAGAGCCGAGACAGGUGGUAUCAAAGAUACCCGCAAGUUUAUUGGAACGCCUGAAGCACAAGCACUUUUCAUGAGCUUAGGAAUUCCAUGUGACGCCAGGAGUCUGGCAGAGAGAAGCGAUCUACGGGCCUGUGAUGCACUUUACAUCGACGUCGCCGACUAUUUCCGAUCAGCGUGCUCGCCAGAAGACGAGUCAAAGAUCGUCCAGACCGAUCUCCCUCCGAUAUACUUCCAGCAUCAAGGUCAUUCUAUGACAAUUGUCGGAUUUGAAAUACGAACCAACGGCAGCGCAAAUCUGCUAGUAUUCGAUCCCAUGUUCAAGACUUCGCCUGCAAUGGAGCGUCUAAUCGGGGCGUUUGUCAAGCCUUCAGAUCCCACCCGACUUCUCAAAGCAUAUCGCAGGGGAACACCUUAUCUGCAAAAGUAUAAGAUAUUCGAGCUUCUCAAGCUACGUAUAACCAGCCCGAAACCUGCAGCCACAUAA
Molecule: messenger RNA, 3933 nt
Organism: Penicillium crustosum
Lineage: Eukaryota; Fungi; Ascomycota; Eurotiomycetes; Eurotiales; Aspergillaceae
Product: Peptidase C78 ubiquitin fold modifier-specific peptidase 1/ 2
Exons: 9
Coding region: 1-3933 (1310 amino acids)
Source: RefSeq, a predicted model, not a curated record